This is a messenger RNA of Tricharina praecox, 951 nucleotides long. RefSeq lists its product as uncharacterized. NCBI's taxonomy places the organism in Eukaryota, Fungi, Ascomycota, Pezizomycetes, Pezizales, Pyronemataceae. The coding region runs from base 44 to 886 and encodes 280 amino acids. The record is from RefSeq and is a predicted model, not a curated record. The transcript is spliced from 2 exons.
AAAAGAAAGAAAAGAAAAGAAAAAAAGAAAAACUGCGUGACUUAUGUACUUAGCACAAGCUUACCCGGCGGACGUCCCGUUCCCCGCUUUCUCCGAACGCCAUUACGGGGCUGGUCGAAAAAACCGAGGUUCGCGGGCGAUGUCCAAAAGGGGUCAGCUUCGCAAGAUGGAGGAGAUCGGGCCAAGGGACAACAUCGAGAGCGUGUGGCGACAGCUGAAGAUCUCCGAUACCGGCCACUAUGGUGACGUGCUCCGCCCAGCAGCUUUGCCCGUUUGUUUCCCGCCGACUGAUUUGAACGCAUCACCGCCCGCAGUCGCCUUCAUCCGCGAGUCACGGCAGUACAGGAACGUUUCCGCCGACCCGCCGCCGUUCCACUGGGCGCUCGACCGCGCCGCCGACUUCGAGCGCAGCAUAGUCGACCAGAUCAAGAAGGACACCGGCGCCGACGUCGCGUUCGUGCCCGCCGGCUGGUUCUACACCAGGCUCGCCGCUGCCCUCCCGCCCGCCGCGUACAACAAGGAUCUGAAGCGGAAUGACGAUAUAUGGAAGCACGCUGGCAUCUCGAUCGACGACCGCAGGGCUAUCAACAAAUGUGUCAGAGAGAAAAUCGUUGAGCCCAACGAACCGCUCCACCUUCACGCCUUCAAUGAGAUCGCCGAAGAACUGCUGAAGGCAUGCCAAGAACUGGAAUACCACCUGAACCUGCAGGAGAUUGGGUUCGAGGGAUGGUGGUUUCACGAAUGGCUGAUAAAGACGGGCCGCAGGGUCUUUCGGGCGGUCCUGCGGGGGAAGAAGAAGGAUGAUGGGUUAGAUAGAAAGGACGAGGGGUCGGGUAGAAAGGAUAGUGGCUUAGAUAGACUGAGAAUAGACAAUUUAAUUGGGUAGGAAAGGAAAGCAAUGGUGCGCCCCGCCAUGAAACCCGGACCUUAGCGGAUCUGGAUUCCGAGUAU